Molecule: messenger RNA, 1354 nt
Organism: Purpureocillium takamizusanense
Lineage: Eukaryota; Fungi; Ascomycota; Sordariomycetes; Hypocreales; Ophiocordycipitaceae
Gene: BUD23
Product: 18S rRNA (guanine(1575)-N(7))-methyltransferase
Exons: 1
Coding region: 446-1189 (247 amino acids)
Biological process (GO): rRNA (guanine-N7)-methylation
Cellular component (GO): nucleolus
Molecular function (GO): rRNA (guanine) methyltransferase activity
Source: RefSeq, a predicted model, not a curated record
CUCUGAUCUGACGAUGCCGUCCUCGAUCUCGACUCUCUAGACGUCGCACGCACCUCGUUCCCGUCCAGUCCACCCGCUCGCCCGCCGGGCCAACCGCCUCACCCACGCCUCUUUACGCAUUACGCGCGUCGCAUCGCCGCAGCUCCCAGGGCGUCGCCGCCCUCGCCCCGAUCCGCCGCCCACCAUGUCCCGCCCCGAAGAUACCCUGUACGUUGCUUUUCUGCGCCCGGAAUAGCCGCCUUCCUUCCCUCUUUCCUCUUCCCUCCUUCCCACGGCCCACGCCGUAUGGGGCAGCGGAUGGGACAACGUGGGCAAAAGCGCAUUGAACGGACCCUCGCCCGACUAACGCUCCUCCUCCUUCUGCAGCGCCGCCGACGUGCACUACGACGAUGUCGAGGCCCGCAAGUACACGACCUCGUCGCGCAUCCAAAACAUCCAGGCCAGCAUGACGCGCCGGGCCCUCUCCCUGCUCGACCUGCAGCGCCCCUCGCUCGUCCUCGACGUCGGCUGCGGCUCCGGCCUGUCGGGUGAGAUCCUCUCGUCGCUGGACCCGGACGAGGGCGGCCCGCACACGUGGAUCGGCAUGGACCUCUCCCCGAGCAUGCUCGACGUGGCCCUCCAGCGCGACGUCGAGGGCGACCUGAUGCUCGCCGACAUGGGCCAGGGCGUGCCCUUCCGCGCCGGCACCUUCGACGCCGCCAUCUCCAUCUCCGCCGUGCAGUGGCUCUGCAGCGCCGAGACGAGCGACACCAGCCCUGCGGGCCGCCUCUCCCGCUUCUUCAAUGGCCUCUACGCCUCGCUGCGACGCGGCGGCCGCGCCGUCUGCCAGUUCUACCCCAAGAACGACGAGCAGCGCAACAUGGUCACCCAGGCCGCCGUCAAGGCCGGCUUCGGCGCCGGCAUUCUCGAGGACGACCCCGGCACCAAGAACGUCAAGAUCUACCUCGUCCUCACCGCCGGCACCAGCGACGACGCCGGCGGCCGCGGAGGCGACAUUACGGGCGUCGUCGCCGGCAUGGACGGUGUCGACGUCAUGGACGCCCGCAAGAAGCUCAAGGCCAACAACUCAAAGGCCCACAAGGGUAGCAAGGCCUGGAUCGUCAAGAAGAAGGAGCAGAUGGAACGCAAGGGCAAGGUGGUCAAGGCCACGUCCAAGUACACCGGCCGCAAGCGCCGGCCCAACUUUUAAGCCUUGCCCCUUGUUGCUUUUGCUUGACGAAGGAGUGGGUUUUGUUACCGGCAUGGCGUUUGGCGCAGGGUUAGGAUGGUACUGAAGCCUUUGGCAUGACAAGACAUCUAGACACGACGAUUUCGUAGAUGCAUUUAUGGGUGGAAUAGAUACCCUGAUUUCCAC